AUGGUUAACAAGGUGACAUUUGCUGAAAAUCUUAAUAGCAUGUCAGCAAUAUCAGUUGGUCCAUCAUUUCCGGAACCAGUUCGGGCUGGUUUUCCAGCAAUUUUGGGCGAAUUUCCGUACCAGGUUUCUUUACAAGCCUACCACGACGAUGAGUCCUGGAACCAUUGUUCUGGUUCAAUUUUGACCAACCUUCUAAUUCUCACGACGGCCAGUUGUGUCGUACAUUCGAGUCCGGAGGAAUCGUACAUCGAAGCAGGACUGGUACGGACGGAGGACCUGCGUGUCGAUAUGAUCCGCGGAGUCUUGAAAAUUUUGACGCACAAAGAAUUCAACGUGGGAGGAAGGUUGGAGAACGAUAUGGCGAUUUUGGUGUUGACUUCGCCCUUAGAAUUCUAUGACUAUGUACAUAGAAUCAAUUCCGAGACAUAUGGGGACGGAGGAAAUAUCGGAACACCCGCUAUUGUGGCUGGAUGGGGAAAACCAUUUAUGCCUCAGGAGAACCGACAUUUGUUCAAAACAAACGUGUCCGUGGCCUCUUGCAAUACUGCGGAUUCAGAAAUCUUACCCAAAACAAUGAUCUGUGCAGGUCACAAAAAAUUCGGGGCCUGUCACGCAGAUUCGGGAGCUUCCCUUAUCCUCGACGCUGACAAAGUAGGUGGGGUCAUCAUCGGGGUUUUUUCAUAUGGUCUCGAGUGCAAAGAAGGUGGUAGAAGGCUAGGCGUGUACACGAAUGUGGCCCAUUUUACGGAUUUUAUUGAAAAUGCGAUGGAACGAUAUAAGUGA
This is a messenger RNA of Folsomia candida, 783 nucleotides long. RefSeq names its product transmembrane protease serine 3-like. Gene Ontology annotation, biological process: proteolysis. The record is from RefSeq and is a predicted model, not a curated record. The transcript has 2 exons. NCBI's taxonomy places the organism in Eukaryota, Metazoa, Arthropoda, Collembola, Entomobryomorpha, Isotomidae. Bases 1 to 783 code for a protein of 260 amino acids. Gene Ontology annotation, molecular function: serine-type endopeptidase activity.